Vespa velutina is the source of this 2346-nucleotide messenger RNA. RefSeq names its product myb-like protein A (gene HLH3B). Gene Ontology annotation, molecular function: protein dimerization activity; DNA-binding transcription factor activity, RNA polymerase II-specific; RNA polymerase II cis-regulatory region sequence-specific DNA binding. Gene Ontology annotation, biological process: regulation of transcription by RNA polymerase II. The transcript is spliced from 5 exons. Bases 649 to 2139 code for a protein of 496 amino acids. NCBI's taxonomy places the organism in Eukaryota, Metazoa, Arthropoda, Insecta, Hymenoptera, Vespidae. The record is from RefSeq and is a predicted model, not a curated record.
GGAGAGAGAGUACGUUUGAGUUGAAUCCUUGGAAGACGAUAGAGAUAUUUUCUUAUGUGUUCCUAUGCACAGGGUGAGCUCAUAAUUAUCGUGCUUAUGAUGAUAAUUUACGAUUUUUUACUUUGUUAUCUGUUACAUGAGAAAGCUAUAUAUAUAUGUAAAACAUUUGUAUCUCUUCUUUUUUUUUUAAAUCGAAAAUAAUUGAUUCACUCUGUAUAUGCAAAUGCAGAUCUAUUACUAGUGUUAUUAAUCUUGAUCUACAAUUCAUUGUCUCGUUUAACGACAGCAUUUUAUUUCUCUCUCUCUUUCUCUCUUUCUCUUUCUCCCUCUAUCUCUCUCGUUAUAUACACGCCCUUCGAAAAUGACUUUUCACGAUAUUUCUCUCGAAUGAAUUCAGGUACUUAUAUACAAAUUUUUUUUUGAUAAACGACUGUCGUUCAUAGAAAAAUGUAAUCGUGCCCGAUAAGCGACAUUAAUGCUACAAAUUUUAUUCAUUGUCACGCGCUAAAAUUGAGCCACAACUUAGCAACCCUGUGGGAAACCACUGCAAAUAGUGCAACCCCCGUCGGUGAUGAAAAGCACGUAGGGUGAUUCUCGUUUUUCAAAGAUUUCUCUUUUACUUUUUAAAUCAUUAACAAAUUGAGGGAUAUGAUGAUACAUAAGAACAUAGAUAUACCAAAAUUGUAUGCUUAUGUCAACAUCCUGUAUAAGGCUAAGCCGAUGUUGACGUACAAUGGAUGUAACGGUGUAACAACGGAAACGGACAAUGGUUCUCCUGCUGAAUCAUUUUUAUCAGCCGAAGGAGAACUUGCCGAAGAGCCGGGGGAUUCGCCGGGUACUCCGAGAGAUACCGAGGAAGAGGCAACCCUUUCCGAUGAAUUUUAUUCCCACGACACCGACGAGGAAGAAGAACAGGGAAGACGUAGGAGAGAUCGUGCGAAUUCCCUAGACGGCAUUUCAUCUUCCGGUAACGGUCAAUUAGGCUCGCCCACACUUCGGAUAGGCAACGUUGGUGUUAGGAAAUUAUUUACGAACAGUCGUGAACGAUGGAGACAACAGAAUGUCAGCGGAGCUUUCGCUGAACUUCGGAAGCUUGUUCCUACUCAUCCUCCGGAUAAAAAGUUGUCGAAGAAUGAGAUUUUAAGGAUGGCUAUACGAUACAUAAGAUUGCUAAGUAACGUUCUUGAGUGGCAGAAUGCUCAAGAUCGAAACGGACUGGUCCAUACGCAAGAUGGUGUCAGAGUAAAAUGUGAGGGACACUUUAACAACAACAACAACAACAAUAACAACAACAACAACAACAACAACAACAACAACAAUAAUAAUAAUAAUAAUAACAAUAACAACAACAACAAUAAUAAUAACAACGGUAUUCAAAAGUCCAAUUCUUAUCAGACAAAGUGCCCGAUUAAUUUAACGAAACAAGAGAAACAACAAAUCAACGAGAACGCCCUCCAAUCGUACAGAGUCCAUUAUCUCGGCCAACAACAGAGACAACAUCCUGUCGGUCAUCAUGGCGCCUGUGAUAAGAAUGGGAACAACUUGCUAAUGAUCGUACCAGCUGUAUCGUUGAACGAAUUGUCGGCCUCUUCGGUUGAUAAACACGUGGAUUCCUCGAAUGUUAUUUCUCAAGGUCACCAUCAUUCGGUUAAUCAUUCUUUAGGCUCUAAUCUGAUUCGUUCUUCGUUAUCUUGUUCGUCAUCAUCAUCAUCAUCAUCAUCAUCAUCAUCAUCAUCAUCAUCAUCCUCGUCAUCCUCGUCGUCGUCGUCAUCGUCGUCGUCAUCAUCGUCGUCGUCAUCAUCGUCGUCAUCGUCGUCGUCGUCAUCGUCGUCGUUGUCGUCGUCUUCAUCGACCGUUUCCAACAGAGUUAAUAAUUUUUCAAAAUCUCAACAAAUCAAUUACAACGUAUCCUCUACAAAUGGCUCCUUAAUAACUAAUGGAAAUAGUUCAAGUGUUGGACAAAAGAGAUUAUUUAAAGUCGAGAGACAAGACGACGAACAAUCUGGCAUUGGUAGAGAGUGUAGAUCGUCGUCAAUCACUGAACAUCCCAUUCAAGUGCGGAAGAGAGUUAAGGUUACUUUCGCCAAAGAUACAACGGGAAAUUUUCGGCAGGAUUUUAGACACGUCGAAAGAAAGUGAACAUUGAAAAGAAGGGAAUCAAGCAAGAUCUGAGGAUUGGAUUGGAAAAAGUUUUUGUCGACUUUCUGUCUUACGUAUUUGAGAUAUUCCUAUUGCUGUGUGACUGCUUUAUUAUUACUAUUAUUAAUUUUUUUUUUUUAUUUUUUUUAUAUAAUUAUAUUUUUUUUUAAAUAAUUCGUUCAAUAAAAGUUCAUUGUUUUUACGAGA